Molecule: messenger RNA, 1617 nt
Organism: Emericellopsis cladophorae
Lineage: Eukaryota; Fungi; Ascomycota; Sordariomycetes; Hypocreales; Bionectriaceae
Exons: 2
Coding region: 1-1617 (538 amino acids)
Biological process (GO): mRNA splicing, via spliceosome
Cellular component (GO): nucleus
Source: RefSeq, a predicted model, not a curated record
AUGAACAACGAUCAGUUCCGCAAGUUGAUUCUUGCGAACAAUGCGUCAAAAUCCAAAGAUGCAUCCUCUCCACCCUCCGCGACACCCGGAGGGUCAGCACUCGGUUCGCGACAGCGCAGCAGCAUUCCCAUGACUCCUCGUUCACUCGGAGGAUCGCAAGCAGAUUUCGCCCGACAGCUUUCCGACCGCAACCGCGCCACCAAACCCCAGAAGCAUUUCCGGACAUCCGCACCGAAAGGCGCUCGCCUCGCCGACGGCUACACUGAUCGCGCGCGGGAACGCGAAGCAGGAGAUGCGGAUGAUGAUCGCGCGACCAGGCUGAAAGCGCUCGAGGAGUCCUUGAAGAAGGAGGAGAUUGACCAGGACACCUACGAAAAGCUACGAUUUGAGAUCGCGGGAGGCGACCUGGGGAGCACACAUCUCGUCAAAGGCCUUGAUUUCAAGCUACUAGAGCGAAUACGGAGAGGCGAGGACGUGUACGGGGAGAAAGAGCCCGAGAAGCAGGGGCAGGAAGACGUUGCAGAAGACGUGGACGAGGCCUUUGAAGAACUGGAGAAGCAAGAAGUUACAGCCGCAGCCAAGGAAAAGCAGGAGAAGAAAAAGAAGGGGCAGCUGUCAACAGUGUCGCUCAAUGCAGCGAAGAAGCGGAGUCGCGACCAAAUACUGGCGGAAUUGAAAGCCUCGCGAGCAGCAGCAAAGGCAGCGGCGGAACCGGCUUUGGGCGACCGCUUUCGCCGAAUCGGGGCCGUGCAAAAGGCCGGAUCUAGGAUCGAAAUCGACAGUAAAGGUCGGGAAGUUCUGAUUGUCGUCGACGAAGACGGGCACGAGAAGAGAAAGGUGCGCAAGGUGCAGCCUAGUCAGCCGGAAGCCGAAGCCGAAGCGAGCGAGCUCCCCAUGCCAGACAAGAGUGCGAAGCCACUGGGAAUGGAGGUUCCCGAGCAGUACAAGAAGGCGCCUGAACCAGAAGAGGGCUUGGACGUGGACAUUUUCGAUGACGUCGGGGACGACUACGAUCCGUUGGCUGGGCUAGACGGUUCGGAUUCUGACUCUGAUGAGCAGCCAGAAACUUCCCUAAAGAACGACGACGCCAAAACGACGGAGGAGACCAGGGCAUCAGCACAGGAUCAGCUGGCCAUGCCGCCCCCUCCCCGACCAAAGAGAAACUACUUUGAAAACUCAAAGACUGGGCUAGUGUCAGAACAGCAGAUCAAGGCACCAUCCAUGUCUGAUCCUGAGAUUCAAGCCGCUUUCAAACGUGCUGCAGCUCUCGAACAGAACAGACGCCGGCAGGGGCAGGAGACGGAGGACUCCGACGAAGACGACGAGGAAGCGCACGCUCGCAAAGCCCGCGAGGAGCGGCACCGCAAGCUGCUCGAGAGUGCUGCCAGGGAUGACGAUGACUUGGACAUGGGCUUUGGCACCAGUCGGUUCGAAGACGAAGAGGACUUUGACGAGACCAAGGUCAAAAUCUCCAAGUGGGGCGCCGACGACGAGGACGGUGAAGGCCAGGAUAAAGGCGGCGUAAAGAGAAAGCGAGGGCCGAAGAAGAGGAAAGGCGACGCGAACAAUGCCGCAGACGUCCUGCGUGUGAUGGAGUCGAGGAAGAAGUCUCAAUGA